Molecule: messenger RNA, 2862 nt
Organism: Plutella xylostella (diamondback moth)
Lineage: Eukaryota; Metazoa; Arthropoda; Insecta; Lepidoptera; Plutellidae
Source: RefSeq, a predicted model, not a curated record
AUCUUUUCUAUAUUAUUGCGAUUUCGUCAGUAUAAAUACGUCGUUUGUGCUGAUAUCGAGAAAAUGUAUAGACAGGUUCUCAUUCAACCUGAUCAAAGGUCAUUGCAGCUAAUUGUCUGGCGCGACUCGCCGGAGGCUCCCCUAGGAGUCUAUCAUUUGAACACCGUGACUUAUGGGACGGCCUCAGCGGCCUAUCUGAGUAUGCGCUGUUUACGUCAGUUAGCGUCGGAAUGCGGUGAUGACGUCAUCGCUCGCGUCAUCAAUGAAGACUUUCUGGUAGACGAUUUAAUUACCGGUUGUGAUGAUUAUCAACAGCUACAUAGUAUUUGCGAAAAAACGUAUCAAGUAUUAGAAGCUGCCGGAUUCAUACUUAGAAAAUGGACUUUUAAUUCAAAAUUUUCAGAAAAUAGUUCAACUGAAAUGUUUAUGGGAGAACAUACUCAGAGUAAAACGCUAGGGUUAGGUUGGCUAAACACGACAGAUGAACUGCACUUCACAACAAAGGUUGAGAAUGCACCUAGGUUGACUAAACGAGUCAUGUUAUCGAUUAUAUCACAGAUUUAUGACCCAUUAGGUUUAUUAGCGCCAGCAGUAAUUAUUUCCAAAAUUCUUAUUCAGAAAUUGUGGCUUUGUAAGAUAGAUUGGGAAGAUGCCGUACCAGAUAGCAUAGUUAAAACUUGGAACAGUUUCAUACAGACGUUGAGUACUUUAGUAGAAUUGAGAGUUCCUCGUUAUGUAAGGAGUGAGCACACUCAACACACGGAACUGCAUAUUUUUUCCGAUGCAUCUCAAGAUGCAUACGGCUCUUGUGCUUACAUUAGAAGCUACGAUGACCUAUCCGAAGUUACGGUGAAGCUACUCUGUGCUAAAAGUAAGGUAGCUCCCUUAAAAGGUUUAAGUAUACCACGAUUAGAGUUAUGCGGGGCGUUAGUAGGUGCGAGAUUAUGUCAUAAAAUUGUAAACGUUCUAAGGUUGAAAUUCGACCGCAUUUAUUGUUGGACCGAUUCUACUAUCGUAAUUGGUUGGUUGCGAAUGUCUCCACACUUAUUAAAACAAUUCGUACAAAAUAGGGUGAAUGAAAUAAAUGAGCUUACUGGAGAUCUGACCUGGUUACAUGUGAAUGGACUACAGAAUCCCGCAGACCUAUUGAGUAGAGGUCUAAAUCUAAGCGAGCUUAGUCAGUCUAGUAGAUGGUGGCAUGGUCCCUUAUUUUUAAAGGAAAAUAAUUUAAAUUUCAGCCAACACUUGCCUAAUGAGCUUCCUGAGUUACCAGAAUUGAAAACGCAAACUACGUCAUUAAUUUGUACAGUAGAUAAUGUGUUUGACUUUGAAAGAUAUUCAACUUUGAAUCGAAUGAAACGUGUUGUAGCAUAUGUACUUAGAUUUAUUAGCAACACUCGGCCGCAGCGCGGACAAAAGACGACCGGCCCGUUAUCAGUAGAUGAGAUAACGGCGGCUGAGCGCGCGCUAAUUAUUAUCGCUCAAAAACAGAUGUUUCCGGAAGAAUAUCAUAACUUAGAAAACAAUUUACCUAUUUCAAAUAAAAAAGGUUAUUCUAUAACGGGACUUAACGUAUUUUUGGAUAAGUUUAAGAUAAUUAGAGUAGGCGGCAGAUUGUCGAAUGCCACUGAAUUCGAUUAUAAUAAAAAGCAUCCAGUAUUAUUGUGUAGUAAACAUCGGUUUACGCUUCUGCUAGUGAGAGACGAACAUAUACGUUUACUUCAUGCGGGGCCUCAGCUGUUGCUAGCGACCGUGCGUGAGUGCUACUGGCCGCUCGGGGGUAGGAACCUGGCGAGGCAGGUGGUGCGGCGAUGCGUCAUAUGCUCUCGUCUGAAAGGUAACACGCUGACUCCCAUCAUGGGAGACCUACCUUCUGAACGUCUUCACCCGGGUUAUCCGUUUAUGUACUGUGGUGUUGAUUACGCAGGGCCAGUAUCAAUAUUAAACCGUAAGGGCCGCGGUGGGUCUCUGGUAAAAGGUUACAUUUGUUUGUUCGUGUGCUUUGUAACUCGUGCCAUCCACUUGGAGUUAGUCAGUGGUCUCUCAACUAAAGACUAUAUUUUAGCGCUGAAAAGGUUCUAUAGUCGCAGAGGUAAACCAAAAUCAAUCUUUUCCGAUAAUGCGGGAAAUUUUACUGGUGUAGAAAAAGAGAUUUCAUUAGCUAUAAAAAAUAAUUCUCAAGAAAUUAUUGAUUUUGCAGCCAAUGAACAAAUUCAAUUUAGAUUCAUUGUCCCACGUAGUCCUCAUAGCGGGGGUUUAUGGGAAUCAGGAGUCAAAUCGUGUAAGCAUCACCUUCGUAGAAUAACCGGUGAUUCUAAGUUGACCUUCGAAGAAUUUACGACAGUAUUGUCAUUAAUAGAAGCAGUAUUAAAUAGUCGUCCACUAUCCCCACUGUCCGCUGAUCCUAAUGACCUUCUCCCCCUUACCCCAGCCCAUUUCCUCAUAGGAAGGCCUCUGACCGCACCUGCCAGCGCUGACCUGACGGGCGCUGCCCCUCACCGCCUGCUACGCUACGACCGAGUCGAGCAGAUGCGACAGCAUUUCUGGAGACGCUGGAGCAAGGAGUACGUCUCAGAGCUUCAGUUCCGCAGCAAAUGGAAGACGAGGGAACAGGACCUGCAGACCGACAUGAUGGUACUGAUCAAGGAGGACAAUACCCCUCCCCUGAGAUGGCGGCUGGGGCGAAUAGUGCGGACCUACCCAGGCAAGGACGGCGUCUCUCGCGUAGCCGACAUACGGACGGCGCGCGGGAUCAUUCAGAGGACGUUCGCCAAGAUCUGUCCACUUCCGAUGCAAGCUGAUGAAGACACCAGCGGUGGCGCAGACUCGACGACCUCAACCGUGACUCCGAGACAUGGCUGA